AUUCCACAACCUGCAGGUCUCACAUACGGUUUUCCUUUGACAAUAGUCGAAGUCUUGCGUGGAAUACCAUGGCACUGGCUCGAUCCAUGAGUGGACCAGGAGGCUUGAGCAUAAAUACUAGUUCCGCCAAUUCGCUGUUUGGAUCAAGUACGACACCUGCAGCUGGGGGAGGAAUGUUCGGAAGUGCGCCAGCGAGCAAGCCCACUACGGGCCUCUUCGGCACGACGACCACCUCUUCUGCUCCACAGACAGCCGGCUUGUUUGGAUCAACGCCGCAGGCACAAGGAGGAUUUGAUUCGAGUACGACAACAUCGCAGGCCCCGACUGGAGGAAUGUUUGGAUCGACCGCGCCAACAUCGCAACCGCAGGCUGGAGGACUAUUUGGUUCUACGCAGCCACAGCAAACAGGAGGGCUGUUCGGAGACACAAAUACUUCUCAGCCAGCUCAAACGGGGGGACUAUUUGGAAAUACCAAUACUUCUCAGCCAGCUCAAACGGGGGGACUAUUUGGAAAUGCCAAUACUUCUCAACCAGCUCAAAAAGGAGGACUCUUUGGAUCAAAUAUGAGCUCCCAACCCCAACAGCCUGGUGGGCUUCCGAAUCUCGGGCAACCAGCACAGCCUACAGGCGGUGGACUCUUCGGAUCGAGUACUACACAACCAACGCAAGGAGGUGGACUGUUCAGUGGAUUGAAUAACCAAAAUCAGACUAAACCUACGACCGGUUUAUUUGGAAGUCUAGGAAGCACUCAACAAAAUCAACAAAAUCAACCCCAACAAUCCUCGAUGUUCUCCUCACUCGGCCAGAAUCAAAACAAUCAAGGCAGUGGCCCUCAGAAUCAAGGGAAUGGCUUGUUUGGAAGCACACUUGGUGGAGGCUUAUCCCUCGGCCAAUCCAACAAUCAGCAGCAACAGACAGUUCCAGGCGUCACUAUAGACAUGACCAAUAUUCGAAACACCACACGAUUCGGCGAUCUGCAUCAAGACAUUAAAAAGGAGAUCGAAAACAUAGAUGCUGUUAUCCAGGCGCAGAUACAAAUGAAGAACCAAUGCGACGCAAUCAUGAGUUCUCACAACACCCAACUCGCCCAAAUUCCUCACGAUGUCGAGUUCUGCCAACGGAAGUUGAUCGGAGUCCAGAAUGCUGGCGCUGGAGAUGUGUAUUCAAUCAACCUGGUCAAGAAGUACAUUGAUACUGAUGUCCAACACGCAAAAUUGAGCUUCAAAGCCAUCGAUAACUUAAAACUGCCGCCUCAAUAUCACAAUUCCGGUAUCUGGUCGACGAAGACAACGCCUAGCAGCAACCAGGGACAAACCAAUGGCGAAGGCGGCGCACAAGAUAUGGUUUCAUUCUUCUCAUCUACUGCUGAUGAACUAGCAGCUACGUUGGCGAGCUACCAGAAGCAUAUUGUCGAGAUCGAGCAACAUUUGCGGGGCGUGGAAGGAAGCAGUGCAGCACAACUCAACACACUGAUUGCGAAGCGAAACGGCAGUUUUGCAGGCAUCGAGGAUCCGAUGGAGCAGCUGACGGGCGCAUUGCGGGAUUUUGAAGAGAGCUUGCUGGGUGUUGCAGGCGAUGUGGGCGCCGCCAGGGAGGGGGUGCAAAGCCUGCAACUUGGCAGAUUCCCAGGUCCUACGAAUGGAGCCAAGAAGGGUCCUAGAUCUGGUGUGUAUUGAUGUUUAUACGAUUUGAGGUCGAUGGAUGCCAGGAGUCUGGCGUUAAUGGCUGCAUAUGGGAGGAGAGCAUUUGGGCGAAAGAGUAUUGGAAAACAGGGAACUGAAUGUACAAGAUACCAAUAAAUAAAGAUAUCCAUCGGUCAAGGCCGCGGAACUGAUAUCUGUGCUCG
Hyaloscypha bicolor E is the source of this 1846-nucleotide messenger RNA. RefSeq lists its product as uncharacterized. Lineage: Eukaryota; Fungi; Ascomycota; Leotiomycetes; Helotiales; Hyaloscyphaceae. Gene Ontology annotation, molecular function: structural constituent of nuclear pore. The record is from RefSeq and is a predicted model, not a curated record. Gene Ontology annotation, cellular component: nuclear pore. The coding region runs from base 69 to 1676 and encodes 535 amino acids. The transcript has 3 exons. Gene Ontology annotation, biological process: nucleocytoplasmic transport.